AUGGCUGCCCCAUCUCCCCAUGAUGUUGCCCCAUUUGGUGAUGGCAUCCUCACCGUCACCGUUGGACCACUCAAGGACAAAUUCGUCGUUCACAAGGAGGUCUUGGCCGCUGUAACCAAGAAUGGUCUUUUCUACAACAUUCUCGCCAAUGAAUGCUCGGAUCCCAAGACUGACCACGCCAACCUGCCUGACGAGCAGUCAGAGACCUUUUUGGCUUUCAUGAAGUGGCUCUACGCCACUCACAUCGGUAUCAACGACUUCACUCCUUUGCCCUCCGCAUUCGCCGCCCUCUUUCGACUGUACGCCUUCGCCCAUGAGUACGUCAUUAUCGAGCUUGAGAACGCGGUUAUCUCUCUUCUGUACACCAAGUUCCUCAUUGACAGCAACAUCUGGCUUACACUCGGAUCUGACAAGUUUGCCUUCGACACCUUUCUCGAAGUGGUUUCAUCCGACACCCACCUGUACAAGCUUGUCAUUCGGUCCAUGGCGUACUCCAUACGCUUGCCACCUCAGCCGCACUACUGUGAUGCGACUGACUGGCCGACUCGCUACCCGCCCACUAUGGAGUCCCAGGUCGACUCGGUGAUGGAGUCCGUGCCGGACGAGCUCUGGGGUCCCAUAGCAAAGGAAGUGAUACUCAUGAAGACGCCGAGUAGCCCGAUGUCAUUUUACAUCUUGGUUGGAAACGUGACCAGCUUUCUGAGGCAGUAUCCGGCAUCGCGAGGCUGGUAG
Messenger RNA from Diaporthe amygdali, 732 nucleotides. RefSeq lists its product as uncharacterized. NCBI's taxonomy places the organism in Eukaryota, Fungi, Ascomycota, Sordariomycetes, Diaporthales, Diaporthaceae. The coding region runs from base 1 to 732 and encodes 243 amino acids. The transcript is spliced from 2 exons. Gene Ontology annotation, molecular function: protein binding. The record is from RefSeq and is a predicted model, not a curated record.